AAGUCUCUAUCACGGGCGGCAAAGUCUUGCAGGCAGAUUGGCUGGUUCAGCUUCUGGACGCAGCUCAGCCUGUCCAUCGUCUCUGCCGGCAUCCUCCUCUUCUCUGUCGCAUUCACAUCCCAGAACGGCCCGGCGGUGUCGGUCUACCUGACGCUGUUCGGCAUAGUGGCGGGCUUUGUGAGCACCUUUUGGUCCUUUGGCUACACCCGGCUGGCGCGGCGGCUGCGCGGCUAUCUGCAGGGGGAGCUGCGUCGGGUGCGAAAGAGCGAUGUUGUCUACACGCUUCAAACCGGCUGCUGGAUCAACAUCCUCGGCAUGGCUGCCACGCUGCUGGGGCUGCAGGCGCGCCCCUCUAUCGGACUGCUGGCUACUGGGCUCCAUUCUUCUGCUACAGUAGGCCUGCUAGUGGCCAAAACACUCACAAACGCCACAGCCAACCCCUUCCUGGCAGGUGGAGCAGGAGCCUACAACCCUGUACUCGCACUCGAUGUUUUCCUUGUACAGGCAUCGACAAACACACUGCUGUCGCACUUUGCGUCGCUGCUGUGUUCGCUGUAUAUCAUGCGAGUCAUCUCACAGAACCCCUCUGUGCCUCCAGAGUCUCUGGGAGCCGUGCCCGCCCGGGCUUGA
This is a messenger RNA of Coccomyxa subellipsoidea C-169, 630 nucleotides long. RefSeq lists its product as hypothetical. The record is from RefSeq and is a predicted model, not a curated record. Lineage: Eukaryota; Viridiplantae; Chlorophyta; Trebouxiophyceae; Coccomyxaceae. The transcript is spliced from 4 exons. The annotation marks the transcript as partial.